AUGAGGUCUAUAAAUUUUCUCAAUUCCACUGCAGGUGGCUGUUCCAGUGAAAAUACCUUCAAGUCAGAUGUGCAGUCUGUAUUAUUAAGCAUCAUUCAUGAACUGUUGGUUAAAAGGAAGUUUGAGCUCCUGGUGCCCACAGUUCAUGUUUGGUCCAUUGAUGUGGUGGAUGUGGUAAUUUUUGAGUUGGGGGACAAAAAGAUUGUUGAAGUUACCCGAAGGCUGCUUCAGCAUCUGCUAAAGGAUAGUCAUCGUCGGGGAAAUAGGCAAGCGCUCAAGCACUGGCAAAAGUUUAGUUUGCCAGGACCCAAGCAACUAUCAACAGAAGAUCAACACGAGAUCAUUUCACUCCUGGUGCAAAGUUUUGAGGCUCAGCAUAACUCUGCUUUUCAAGUUACCCUUCCAACUCACAGCUCUAAAGCUCCAGUCGUUGGCUCCAGUUGCAGUACUAAAGCUUCUCUAGUUCUCCCAAAUAGCAGCUCUAAAGCUACAGUGGCUGUUCCAGUGAAAAUACCUUCAAGUCAGAUGUGCAGUCUGUCAACAAAUCUGAAGACAUCAACAAGUGUCGUUGCUUCCAAGGUUAAGAAUGAAGAGAUUGUGCCUGAAAGUAAGACUCCUUCAUUUGGUGAGGUCACCAAUACAACAUCAGCACAUAAAACAGAUUUUCCUCAGAUAGAAACUGAAGCUGAAUGUAGCAAUUCUUUAUUUACCGAUGGAAAUGAGAUUACUCGUGAAGUUGAUUAUUGUAUUGAUGAGAAUUCAGAUGUAGAGAACUAUGAAAUGGAAAUUCAAACUGUCAAAUCCGAACCUGCAGAAGAGGGAGAAGACAGAUUGUCUUUAUCUAGUAUUAGUAAACAAGUUGAAAACGCGCACUUCAUUGAUGAUGGUAUUAACUUGUGGGAUGACUAUGGUUACAGUCAACUCGUUGUAAAUUCUCAGGAAAAUGCUCUUGCACGUGUCGAGGAAGACCUUGAUGACUUGUACAGCACCCAAAUCGAGAAUUUGGAAGGGAAUGACACCAUUAUGUCACGUCCAGACGCUAACGAUAUGGCUGUUCCAGAUGAAGCCAUCCCAAAUGCAAAAGCCAAGAAACAUGUUACAUUUGCCGAUGAUGCAAACUCAGCCAAUACAGUGGCAGGUCCCAGACCAUCUGUCAGCCAAGCAGCCAACACUAAACCCACUAGAGCCCUCUCAGAAGACGAGUUAUUCCGUGAGAUUUUAAACUGGAAAGCAGAGCGCCUCUGCAACAAACAAAGCAAUGGAAGGCCUGCUAGUCUACCUCACAACAACUUUUUGGUACAUCGUGUUCCAAAUUACUUUGACUCCAUUGACCAUUAUUACAAGAUAUUCAAGCCUUUGUUGCUCAUGGAAAUCUGGGAGCAGGCUAUUGGUAGUUGGUGGGGCAAGCAUUUGGACAGGAAACGUGUAGUCAUGGAUGUUCUCGAUGGAAGCAAUGCCAACAGCUUCUGGCUCAUCCCGUGCAGUGGUGUCAUAAAUGAAAAUCAGCACAAGAAUGCCUUGUUCCCUUUGGAGAGUGAUUUAGUUCUUUUGACGCUUGCAGUCACUGAUGGAAGAGCUGGUAGUAAUGAGCAGUCAUACUCCGGCCGAUCAGUGUUUGGUUUUGUGGAGAAAGCUGACGUUAAAAGAGUUCAGUCAACCAGAAAUGGUGGAGAUGAUAAACCAAAAUUCCAGCUGACAUUGAACAUCAAAACUGCUUGCAACUUUCGUCCAAUGAGAAAUUGCCACAUUCAAGUAAAGUUUGUGACAUCACUCCUAACAACGCUGCGUCAAUGGUCUGGCUUGAUGCAUUUUAGCAAGAGUAUCUUAGCCUGUGAUAUCCUGCGACCACGGAAAGCAGACUAUUUUUGUUCAGUUGAUUACAGUCAGUCAUCACAUCUCGCCAAGGAAUACAAUGGAUCACAAGAAAAGGUCAUCUCUACUGCAGCGAAUGCUGUCCACAAGCCCUUCCCUAUACCACGUAUUUGCCUAGUGCAGGGACCUCCAGGAACAGGGAAAUCAUUCACCAUUGUAGGUCUAGUCAAGGAGAUAUUGAGUGUAAGUUGCAAUAUGUGCAAUUCGUUUUACGCUUAUUACCACANGCAGAUCCUAGAAAAUGCAUCCUCGUCAACAACAGAGGAUAAUUUAAACAGUACCAAAGAAAAGCUUCAAAGCACUGCUGCUAAUGAGAAGAUAUUACAACGUGAAAUUUGGAUAUUACAGACGUCGCCUCAAUCCAAUGAGUGUGAGCUCGAGAAACUGGAAACCAAAAAGGCAAACCUCAUCAAACUCAAAAACACCCUGGAGCAGCAGUACCGUCGAGAGAAAGACAAGAAAGCCAACAAGCGUCGGGAAGAAUCACGGAUAAGAAAAGAAAUCCUUCAGUGUGCUGAUGUAAUCUGUACCACUCUGAGUGGGGCUGGUAGUAGCAGCUUGAAGCAGGACCUGGCAGGACGACGUGUCUGCCCUUUCACUUGUGUUAUCGUGGAUGAGGCCUGUCAGUGUAAUGAACUGGAUUUACUCAUACCACUGUGGUUUCAAGCAUCCAAACUGGUGCUCGUUGGAGAUCCCGAACAGUUGCCGUCCACUGUAUUGUCAAUGAAAGCAAAAGAGAAGUUAUAUGGACGAUCCAUGUUUGAAAGACUCUACAGAUUCUUCAGGCAUCACAAAGAGGAAAUGGGGAAACCAGUACUGAUGUUGGAGGAACAGUAUCGAAUGCAUCCAGAAAUUGCAGCCUUUCCUUCUAGCCAUGUUUACAACAACUGUCUCAGGAGCCACAGGUUAGAUACUGUUGACUUUCAAAGUGUAGAACAGAAAUCUUAUCGAUAUGAAAGGAAAGUUGCACUCUUUGCUUUCCAUUUUUGCUUCACCUGGCUUUUAAACGUUUCGUUUUGUCGACGCCCUGUUGUAUGUGCUUGUUUUAGGGGUUUAUCCAGAGGUGAAGCUACAAUUGAAGUAAACACAGUUGAUGGCUUUCAGGGAAGGGAGAAAGAUGUCAUCAUUUUGAGUUGUGUUCGAGCACAGAAUUGUUUUGGUUCUAUAGGGUUUCUUAGUGAUAAGCAACGAAUGAAUGUCGCCCUAACAAGAGCACGACAUGCGCUUUAUGUUUUUGGUCACAUGAAAACUCUCAAGGGAGGUUCUCCCGACUGGAAAGCCUUGGUCGAUGAUGCAGAGGAGAGACAUUGCUUGUUUCCUGUUGAAUCUCCACGAGAGGUGCGGUCAGUUCUUUCCAUCCGCUUAACCAACGACAUCCAUUCUCCUGCUAAAGACCCUCGGUCAAAGACCAAACACAUCUCAGCGCAAGCGAGUGAUUCUCACGAUAACAGUUCCAGUAGCAAUGACUUUGGUGUACACCAGAUGGAUGCACCUCUUGAAGGUUCUUGCUCUGGUUCAGCAGUGGAACGCAAUGAAGGGCAAGUGAAGCCAGUUUCUACCAGUAGAAGAGAGCCGUCGGCAACUGUGGAACGAAGGGCUCACACGUCGGCAGCAGAAAUGGCCAGCAGUGAACCGUUACUUGGUAACGGUCAGCGAGAUGGCCAUGCUGCAGAAAGUGGGAAAAUGAUUGUCAAUUCCUCACGCAGUACUAGGCAAGAACGACAGAAACAUGAGAAGGAAGGGGUACGAUAUAAAGAUCGUCACCAAAAAGAGACUAGGGAAGUGUCAAGACACCGUUCGAGAUCUGAUGAUCAUCGUAGUGAUCCUCGCCGUCAUGGAAACCGAGACAUCAGGAAGAGGGACCAUCACCACAGGAGUCACCAUAGGCGAGAACAGAAAAAUGGAGCCCCUGUUGAGUCAAAUUCAAACCGCAAUCAGAGGGAACAUCGCAGGUACCAUUCGUCACACCGCGAUGGUGAUUAUGAUCAUCGUGAUCGUGAUCGAGAUAGUGAUCGUGAUCGUGAUCGUGAUCGUGAUCGUGAGCGAGUUGAAGGCAGUGCAUUUCAGGGAAGACAAAUGGAACCAGGCCAAAAUAUCAUGAAACUAGACACAAGAUUUCCCUCAACAAUCACCACUUCUUUGGACGAAAAUGAAGUUUCUAAUGAAGACGAGAUACAUUGUAACAACGGACUUGAAAUAGGCACACAGGAUCCUCAUUUCAUUUCUCUUAUCGAAUACAGUGCGGCUCAUAAUGCGGAGCAUUUUGUUAAAUUACGCCAGCAAGAACGGCAAUCCAGUAAAUCUCCGGCGUCGCCUGUUGAAAAUGGAUGGUCACCAGCUGAGCGUGAAUGGUCACCAGCUGAGCGCGAAUGGUCACCAGCUGAACAUGAAUUCACAUCAGCUGAAAUUGAAUUUUCACCAGCUGAAACCACAGAGUCACCUAAGGAAACAACUUCAACCAGGGUUCCACACCCAGGGGUUCAACCUAGAGUUCAAACAACUGUAACCAGGGUGCCAAACCCAGGGGUUUCCAGAAGAAUUGAAACAACUGUAAGCAGAGUUCCGAACCCAGGGGUUUCCCCUAGAGUUGAAACAACAGUAAGCAGACUUCCCAACCCAGGGGUUUCCCCUAGAGUUGAAACAACAUUGAGCAGAGUUCCCAAACCAGGGGUUCAACCUAGCGUUGAAAAAAAUGUAAGCAGAUCGUCAAACGCAGUAGCUUCCACUAGAGUUAAAGAAGCUGUAAGCCAUGCUCCAAAUCCAGGGGUUUCUGCAACUCCAAACCCACUUCCCACUCGAAUCACCCAACACAGGUCCUCUAGCUACUCUUCGGCUGCGACUUUGCCAUCCACAUCUUAUACUACACAUCCAAAUACACUAUCACGUAGAACUUCUGGAGCUGCAGCUAGUUCUUUUAGUCUCUCGUCUGGGCCUGAUAUUUCACAGCCCUCGACCUCAGGAGGUAACCGGUCGCUCGAUCGAAGAGAAAGUAGAACUGAACUAGACCCAGGCGCUCAAAGAGCGUCAGACAUAGUAAGGCAGCGGUAUCCUCCUGUAAAAGGCCCACCGGUAAUCCCAAUUUCAAGUGUUGUUGGAAUCUGGAACCUCCAUGGAGGAUCUCGGAAACGAAAAGCACAUGCCGACACUGGAGACGUCAAUUCGCUGAGACAAAGAGCCAGCGGCGGCGGCGGCAGCUCGCCACCAAAGAGAUCAGCUAAAGGUGCCACCAAGAAAAAGAUGCGACAAGAAACGAAGAAGUACCAAGAAAAUUUCAGAGGGAGAAAGAAUUGGAAAUGACUGACCACAGUAAUGGCUAUUGUGACAUUCCAGUUUAUCCCUUAAACAUUUUCUUCAAGAGGACACUACAUUCAAGCGACAGAUAGCGGCACAAUUAUUGCAAACUCGAAUCC
This is a messenger RNA of Orbicella faveolata, 5282 nucleotides long. RefSeq lists its product as uncharacterized. Lineage: Eukaryota; Metazoa; Cnidaria; Anthozoa; Scleractinia; Merulinidae. The record is from RefSeq and is a predicted model, not a curated record. Gene Ontology annotation, cellular component: nuclear body. Gene Ontology annotation, molecular function: helicase activity; transcription termination site sequence-specific DNA binding. Gene Ontology annotation, biological process: termination of RNA polymerase II transcription.